Messenger RNA from Moneuplotes crassus, 1596 nucleotides. The record is from the annotation of a GenBank genome assembly. NCBI's taxonomy places the organism in Eukaryota, Ciliophora, Spirotrichea, Euplotida, Euplotidae.
AUGGAAUUAGAGACAAAAUCUCAUCCUUCUAAGAUAUCAGGAAUGCAUGUUUUUAGCAGUUUCAAAAAGGAGAUGCCGGAGCGCCCUGAAAGAAUAACUAAAUAAUAAAUUUGAUUACAUGUACAAGAACACCUCUUUGUUUAAGAAGAGUCCAAAGAAAGCAACUAAGCUGACUGAAAAAGAUUUUGACAAGGAUUCAAAAAUAUAGUGCGCAUCAAUCCAGUGAAUGUCUCUUCAACUCUAAAUCCAGAGAAUCAUAAAUAAGCGCGAAAGUGGAGGCAUGAAGAAGCUCAAAUAACACCAUGAGAUUAAAGUCUAAACAGUUUAAAGAUUUUCCAAAAGCCAAAGAGAAAUCAGACGCAAAUAAAAAUGAUUUCAAGACUACUAAAUCAUUCAACGCACUGGCAUUGAUUGAUAAAUGAAUCAAAUAAGAAUUCAAAGAUUAAUAACUCAGAAAAGCAGAGACAUCAUGAUAGGUCCUUAUCCCAGAAGUUUGGGAUAAAUAUACCUAUUUAUAAACUAUCUGAGAAGAAUAGCUCUAUUUUUAAACAAACGAAACAGCCAACCCAGUUUCAGAGCCAAUCGAUGAACUCUAGAAAGCACUCUAAGAGGUAUAGCCAAAGACCAACAAAGCUAGAAGGGAACACUUAUGAUUCGCACUCAAAGCCCCCUCUAAAGUGUAUAGAAGCUUUAGCUACAACGAAAAGGGAGCAAAAGCAUUUUGUUGGUGAUAUGAAAAAGCAUCAGUUGAAAAUUUACCCUCUAAAUUUCCCAGCAUCCCCUAUGUCGGUUUGCAAAGCGAUCAAAGAUAUAAAUAGUCUUGCUACAAAGACGAACAAGGCUACUAAGUUUGUAUCUACACCUUCGAAUAAGAUUUCAAGUCAAUUCACUAAGAAGCUUAGGCAAGAUAUUAAAAUGUCAGUUAAGAAGAAUCAGAUAAAAGAAAGUAUUAGUAAAAAGAGUCUUCAAGUUAACCCUGGCUUGAAAUGUAUUGACUCCAAGUCAUCUUUCCUAUCCCAUGGGAGAGGUGCUUCAUUAGAUGUAAGACUUAAGAAGGAUUUUCAACCUUUUCGAACAAAGGAUGAAUUCGAUUCUGGUGAUAAUUUACAAGCAAAAACAGCAGAUAUCGAUAAGAACGUUAUAAAAUCAGACACAUCUGUUAGCAAAAUUGAGGUAGUUUUACCCCAAAUUGGGAUCACUUCCAGCAGGUUCAUUAAAAACACUAAAAAUAAAACACAGCACAUAAAUAUCGAACCUAGUCUUAAAAUCAAUUUCCAGCACACCAAAAUCAAAAAAGGACAAAUUUUUAUAAACUCCCCUUCUUCACCAACCCAAAACUUCGCAAAACACCUUAAUCUCAAAGAUUUUAAUGUCAAAAAGGCCAGCAAGUAUCUCAAACGUUAUGUACAAAAUAAAAGCAUUCAAAACAAGCCAGUUAAGCCUUCACCAAAGCCAAAACUGUUCAAGCCUAUUAAGGUUCGCCAGCUCAGUAUCUCCCAGAAGGACGAACAAAUAGAAGGAUGGGCUAUAGAAGAAAAUGAAUUUGUACAUGAUUUCUUAUAGAAUUACAAUAUUUCAAUGAAAUUUGCUGGUAAA